CAGCUGCGUGUCACACUACAAAAAUCACUUCCCUGUGAGUUUACUAAGAAUUCUGGCUUACACCUGUUCGGGAGCCACGCUCAUAUUCAUGAGUGAUCACUUCUAGAAAGCAGUUCAAGUUCCUGACUUAUCUCUGUCAGUUUCUGUGCAGUGAGGGCCAUGCUGUACAUAGAGUUGAUUAAGCUGUGGGAUGAGGCAGUGAGAGCAAUAGACAGCCGGGACUGGCAGGGUGCUCUCACUAAACUCAACCAGAUCACAGAACACAACUUUCGCACUAUGUUUGUGGUCGCUUCAACACACAUUGCCCUGGGUCAAGUGGACUCGGCCAUUAAGGCUCUCGACCAGGUAAUUGCAAAGGAUUCAUGUCUUGCUGUGGGAUUCUUUCAGAGAUCUGCCGUUCAUACGAUGGCAAACAGGCUGGAGGAGGCAUUGGGUGAUUGUAUAUGGGCUCAGAAAUACAUGAGGGAAAACCCUGUAAUUGACUACAAACAGCUGGGUCUUCGCUAUAAAAUGUACAGCUGGCAGGUCCUUUAUAAUGCAGCAGCCGUCCACUCAAGACUGCAGCAAUGGGACAAAGCCAGGGAAAUUUUAACAGCGGCCUCAAAGGAGAGAGGAGCGGGCCGGAGCAACUUGAUAGACAUAGCUCUAGAGGCUAUUUCUAGGAGAGAGGUUUUGGAGCCUCUCUUGGUUCCUGAGGGUGAAGUGUUCCGUCCCAGGAAACAGGAGGUAGACCAGCUUAAACCGAGGGACUUCUUGGGUGAAGCUAAGGUCAUCACUUCUUUGAUUCCAAAUGAUGACUUCAGGGGUUUUGAUCCUCUCAGACCACAGAAACCGGGGUACUAUGAGCCAAAGGUAGAGGAUGGCCAGGACUCUCGUUACAUGAUAGUGAAGAGUGCAUAUGUGGCAAAAGGGGCAGGGGAGCUCGCAGUGCCUGCAGGAGCAGAAGUGUUUUUGUACAGUGAUGACGACAAAGAUGGACUGGCAGUCAUUAUUUAUGAUGGAAAGAGAGGUCUGGUUCCCAAUUUCCUGCUUGAACCAAUGGGCAAGAAAAACAAGGGUAAAAACAAGCGAAUUGAACUCGCCAGUGGCAUCCCACAUCCUCCAGCCCUAAAACCCCCAAAUCGACCCCAAGCUCCAUCUCAACGUUCAUUAGAGUUGCAGCCCUCCUAUGCCAGUGCUACCCACACAAUACCUCCUACAACCGGCAACUCCACCCGCGUCCCUACUCAGCAGGCCCAAACUUCACCUCAGGAGCCUGGAUCAGUCAUAGUCAAGGUGCACUAUACAUACACUAUGGCUCUAAGAGUCCCUUUAGAAACUUCUUUCCGGGAUCUGCAAGACAAAAUCGCUGAGAAAUUAGGACAGCCUGCAAUGAACGUUCGCCUCAGACACAGAAGGAAUGGCACCAGAGCACUAACACCACUAAAUGGUGAUGAUAGACUGGAUAGCCUGGAGGGUGUGGCUGAAUACGGACGUGCACGAAUUUGGUGUCAGAACGAGGACCCUCUGACCAACAGGGCCAUUCUCUAUCAGAUGGUGGCACUGUAUGACUACAAUGCACAAGGCCCAGAGGAUUUGGAAUUCAGUGAAGGCGACACAAUUGACAUUCUCAGUGAAGUGAAUGAUGAGUGGUUAGAAGGACACGUUGCUGGAAAUAUCGGCAUCUUCCCUCGAAGUUUUGCUCAUCGGGAGACAGACAGCAUCAGUGGGGCAUCAACAGAUUGACACAGCCUCUAAACAUCAACAGUGGCUGUAUUAGCCUUCAGUGAAUAAGAACUUUCACAUGUGCAGCGACAGUCUUGAGGGGUCCAUCUGUUAAAAAUUACAGUAUUUAUCGUCAUGCCAAAAUGUGCCUUCAGCUAACUGUUGUCUUUGAGCAUACAUUUUAAAACAAGAAAUCAAAAUAA
Messenger RNA from Onychostoma macrolepis, 1907 nucleotides. It is a transcript of the gene noxa1, whose product is annotated as NADPH oxidase activator 1. The record is from RefSeq and is a predicted model, not a curated record. Gene Ontology annotation, molecular function: protein binding; superoxide-generating NADPH oxidase activator activity. The coding region runs from base 160 to 1725 and encodes 521 amino acids. Gene Ontology annotation, biological process: superoxide anion generation. The transcript has 16 exons. NCBI's taxonomy places the organism in Eukaryota, Metazoa, Chordata, Actinopteri, Cypriniformes, Cyprinidae.